AUGAAGCACAUUUACUGGCUGCUGGCGCUGCUGGUGACACACACCGUGGCUUACACGAUACCUCCCGUGCAGUUCGAGUAUUUAACGCCGCGUGGCUUUCGGGCCAGCAUACCAAACGCCGCCGGAUUGCAGAUGUUUGCGUUUCACGCACGCCUCAACAAACCGUUCGAGCACUUCGAGGAGGGCGAGUUCACCGACGACAUUACGGCACCGGAUCCGAACCACCCCGAGCAGUGGACGUUUGAGACCGCCAAACCUCCGCUUCCACACGGUACCAUUAUUUACUACUGGGUCUACGUGCAGUUCGAGAAUGCCGGCUACUGGAUGUCGGAUGAGAAGCACACGGUCAGCAAACCCAAAGCGACGGUCGCACCACGGAGUACGUUACGGCCGACUGCCACGGUAAGAACAACGACGACGCAGCCAACGACCACCACCACCACCACCACGACGACGGCGGCCCCGUGCGGCCAAACUGUAACGACCAUCAACGGCGGCCAACCGACCUGUGCCGGUAAGCUGAUCUUCGAAGACACGUUCGAGCAGAACAGCUUCGGUACGAAAUGGCAGCACGAAAUACGCAUUCCACUGGACACGGAGGUAGCGGAGUUCGUGUCGUACCAGAAGCUCCCGGAAAACAGUUACAUCGCGGGCGGUCGCCUUUUCAUCGUCCCAACGCUGGCCACCGUCAGCGGAGAUUACACCGACGAACGUGUCCGUACCGGCGAGCUGACAUUGGAAGGCUGCACAUCACCGACCAACAACCCGUACGAGUGUCAACGCAAGGCGGAACGGGCCAUCAUCAUACCACCCGUGGUGUCGGCUAAAUUGAACACCAAAAACAACUUCCGCUUCCGGUACGGGCGCGUCGAAGUGCGUGCCAAGCUGCCGACGGGCGACUGGAUUUUUCCACAACUGUUACUGCAACCGUUCGAAAAUUUCUACGGCUACGCCGACUUCGCUUCCGGCCAGAUGUGGAUAGCGCACAUACUGGCCAACCGGAUGCUGGUGAUGGCGUCCGAUGGAAAGCAGAUCGAUGGCCACCGGUUACGGGGCGGAGUGCUCAUCACCAAUACGGCCAACUUGCGGGCUGACUUUUUGCGUUCAAACGUAAACGAGGACCAUUUCGGGGAUCAGUUUCACGUGUACGGUCUCGUUUGGAGCUCGGAACAGAUCGCGCUCACCAUCGACGGGUUCCAGUAUGGUACGAUACGAGUUAACUUCCGGCAGCAGGGCCACCAGCGGAACCUUACGCAGGCCAAUCUGUGGGAUGCCACUCACGCGCUGGCACCGUUCGAUCGGGAGUUUUAUCUAUCGCUCGGGGUCGGUGUUGGUGGCAUCAAGGACUUUCCCGAUCAGUCCCUGACGGGACCAUCGAAACAACCGAAACCAUGGAAUAACACCAGCCCGAAGGCGGAGUACUUCUUCUACCAGAACCGCAACACGUGGUUCCGGACGUGGACGGCACCGGAACUGACGGUGGAUUACGUGCGCGUGUAUGCACUUUGA
Anopheles cruzii is the source of this 1509-nucleotide messenger RNA. RefSeq names its product beta-1,3-glucan-binding protein 1-like. Gene Ontology annotation, molecular function: hydrolase activity, hydrolyzing O-glycosyl compounds; carbohydrate binding; protein binding. Gene Ontology annotation, biological process: carbohydrate metabolic process. The record is from RefSeq and is a predicted model, not a curated record. The transcript has 5 exons. Lineage: Eukaryota; Metazoa; Arthropoda; Insecta; Diptera; Culicidae. The coding region runs from base 1 to 1509 and encodes 502 amino acids.